UCCCCGCCAUCAAAGAGAUCCGCCUCGCCAUGUCGGACAGCACGGCAGCUGGCGUGGCCAAGGCUCGUCACAUUGAGAGCCUGGCGCCUGAAGCCACGCGUAUCAUUGAUGAUCCCUAUGCCCAGUACUUCUACUUUGGUGCAAGCUUGGUGAACCUUGUGGGCCACGGUGCUGGCUUGUGGCUCUUUGACAUGCUGAUGCCUGGCGCGCACGAGAUGUUGAUCGCCAGGACCCGGUGCAUCGACGACCUGGUACAGCAGGAGGUGGAGAAUGGUGCCUGCCAGGUGGUUCUGCUGGGCGCGGGCUACGACAUGCGUGGUGCACGGCUGAACCUGGCAGAGAAAAAGGUGAAAGUCUUUGAGGUGGACCAGCCAGCAGUCCAGAGCAGGAAGCGGGAAAAGGUGGCAGCCAUCCCCAACUUGUCCAAUCCGGUUCACUUCGUGCCCGUGGACUUUGCCUGUCAGCGGGUGGAUGAAGAGUUGUCGAAGGUGGCGGACUACGAUCCCAAGGCCAAGACAUUGAUCAUCCUCGAAGGUGUGAGCCAGUACAUCCCUGGUGAAGCGAUGUUGACCACCUUGAAAGCCAUGGACGGUGUCACAGGACCUGGGACCUGCUUCUUUUUUUCGUACGUGGAUGAGCGGAUUCAGCGAGAAGCCGCGCAACUGGGGGAUGCCAAGACAGUGCAGAAGAUUAUGUCCAUGGCGGCCAGUGUGGGAGAACCGUGGAUCAAUUUCUAUGCUCAGAGUGAGGUUCCAGGCCUAUUGGAGGCUUCUUCCAAAUUCAGGCUGGUGUCGGACGUGUCCGCUGACGAGAUCAGCAAAAAGUCCUUCCCUUUGGAGCGGCAGAUUCCGCCUGAGAAGCUGCUGGUCAUCGAGCGUUAUGUGGUGGCCAGGAAGUGAGGGGCCGCUCUGUGGAAAUUGCCAGCCUACGCAAGCGAAACAUGUGGGGCCAAUCGGCGAAAACGAACGGUGUCAUCAACAUCAAAAAGGAUGUGGGAGAAGAGGCGAUUUUUCUCAACAGAUUGAAACAUCGUGAAUUCAACUGCCAAAAUUCAUGGGUAAGGUCAGUUUGACCCGAAACACCGAAAACUGGGCGGGUGAACAGGUGACUGGGACGAUCAACAGUGAUAGCACCACUGGAAUUGGUCCCAAUUGAUCCCCUCGAAGUCGGCAGGACGGCAGGAUUUAGCUCAGGUAGCAGUUUGCGUGCGACGCCCCAUGUACAGGGAGGGGCUUGGAGGCAAGCUGCGCAUGCUGAUGGUACAGCACUGUUUUUGGUCAUGCACAGAGAUUUUCUUGCGGGCCAAAGCAUUGAGCCCCUCAAGUGUCCAGAAAAAUCCCUGGAGCCUGCUUGGCACAGACAGAUCCAGCAAAGACGGUUUCAGAAGUGCGUUGUUUGAUGUUGCUAAAUCUAUUCCAGUGG
This is a messenger RNA of Cladocopium goreaui, 1422 nucleotides long. The record is from the annotation of a GenBank genome assembly. Lineage: Eukaryota; Dinophyceae; Suessiales; Symbiodiniaceae.